Molecule: messenger RNA, 516 nt
Organism: Penicillium argentinense
Lineage: Eukaryota; Fungi; Ascomycota; Eurotiomycetes; Eurotiales; Aspergillaceae
Product: DUF202 domain-containing protein
Exons: 2
Coding region: 1-516 (171 amino acids)
Source: RefSeq, a predicted model, not a curated record
AUGUCUUCAACAACCUCAACCGUGGACGCCAUCCGUCCUCGCCGCUAUAACCCCCUGGUGAAUCCCGUCCACUCGAAACCGGCCCUCGUGGAAGAACAUAUUGAGGACCAAAACCACAUCCUCUUCUCCCGUCCUCUGUUUGGUGCACUUCUUUUCGAGAACAGCACCUCAGAUGCUCGUGACCACUGUGCCAAUGAGCGUACUUUUCUCUCAUGGCUCCGUCUCUCCAUGUACCUCUCCAUCGUAUCUCUAGCCAUCAUCAUCUCCUUUCAUUUCCGUGAGCAGCCCUCGGCCUUGGAGCGACGCAUGGCCUUGCCUCUCGGAAUUAUCUUCUGGCUGCUUAGCCUCACCUGUCUUAUCAACGGAUUCGCCAACUAUGCCCGUACGGUCAUAAAAUAUAGUCGAAAGGCAGCUCUUGUUCAAAGUGGUUGGAAAACCCAGCUGGUCUUCACGGUGGUAGGGACUGUCAUCCUGGGCAGUUGUAUCCUCUUCCUGUCAACAGACAAGACAAGGUAA